This is a messenger RNA of Amorphotheca resinae ATCC 22711, 1725 nucleotides long. RefSeq lists its product as hypothetical. The transcript has 3 exons. Gene Ontology annotation, cellular component: mitotic spindle pole body. Gene Ontology annotation, molecular function: GTPase activator activity. Lineage: Eukaryota; Fungi; Ascomycota; Leotiomycetes; Helotiales; Amorphothecaceae. The record is from RefSeq and is a predicted model, not a curated record. Bases 202 to 1545 code for a protein of 447 amino acids. Gene Ontology annotation, biological process: activation of GTPase activity; negative regulation of septation initiation signaling.
CCCCCCCCCGGCCUUCUCUCCCAUGAGGCUGAACACGGGAGGUCGCGUAGGCGGGGAAACCCCAUCCCAAACAUUGACUCUCUCUUGUUCCUGACCAGCCACUUCACUCUUCAAGAUUCACUCUCCAGAUGAACACUGCCCGACAUUGACCUCGCGCCAACCCUCCGGCCGACCUCGACCUCGACCUCGACCUCGACCAACAUGUCGACAUCGCCCAUUCGAGAGACCAUCGCCGCACCCGCCUGGCCAAAGCCAAUUCCUCCCCUCGACGCGCCUCCAUCUCCCAGAUCGCACCGCGCCCUGCGCCGUCUCCAAUCCGCCCACGCCCUGGGACAGCAGGCCAGCAAUCAACCCUCACUGAUUACCCGGCAGCAUCGACAGGCGCUGCAGCUCAAUAGCACCCCGGUCAAGAAAGAUCCGCCCACGAGAGCCAGAUCGAACAGCGAUGCGACAAACAUGACCCCCCCUAAUCCGGACUCGGCGGGCAGGCGCCCAAUGCCCGUGAGGAGGCCGACCGCAGAGGCUCUCUCGCUGGAUCGUCUCAUAAGGGACGGACCGCCAGACGGGGAUCUCUUGGGUGGGUUGGAAGCAACGCGGUUGAAGAUCUUGGACCAGGGCGUCAAGAGCGAUAGUGAUGGCAUGUCCUCUCUGCGCAUCUACGUGUGGUUGAUCCUCCUCAAUGCUCCCGUCCUCGAGACCGACUCCUACCUCACCCUCAUCCACCGCGGCGCAUCCCCAGCCUACUCCAAGAUUCGCAAUGAUACCUUUCGCACAUUAGCAACCGAUCCCCUGUUCAGACGGAGAGUCAGUGAGGCCAGUCUCAUCCGACUCCUCAAUGCCGUGGCGUGGAAACUGCAUGAUGCGAAGGAAGAGCGAGCCAAGGGUCUUGCGAAUACGGGGAACAAGAUGAGGAACACGGCCGACGAGCACGGGAGUCCCGUGCUUCAGAAUUCAACCCCGGCGAUAGAGCCAGGAGCGAGGGCUCUAGCUUUGAAUGAAGGCUCCCAGGUCCCCGCGUCAGAACCAGGCACUUAUGUUCAGGGCAUGAAUGUCCUCGCUGCACCCUUCCUCUACGCCGCGCGCAGCGAGGCCGAAGCAUUCGUCGCCUUCCACCGAUUCAUUACACACGAGUGUCCGGGCUACGUGCGGGGUGCGAUGGACGGCGUCCACAAAGGGCUCGCACUGGUGGACAAGGUCCUCGCCAUCGUCGACCCGAAGCUCAGCCUGUAUCUCAUUGGCAAAGGAAUGAGCGCCGAACUGUACGCCUUCCCAUCCGUCCUCACCCUCUGCGCCUGCACGCCUCCCCUCCCCGAAGUGCUCCGCCUGUGGGACUUCCUCUUCGCAUAUGGCGCUCACCUCAACAUCCUCUGCAUCGUAGCCCAGCUCGUGAUCCUCCGGAACUCCAUCCUCAGUUCCCCUAGUCCUACCAAAAUCCUCCGGUCCUUCCCUCCCCUGCAAGCCGAAAUCAUCAAAGAAGUGACCUUGACGCUGAUCAAAAAGAUCCCUGACGACGUCUACGCCGAGAUUGUGAUGCACGCCAAGUAGCCCUUUGCGUCUAUAAGAAUUCUCUUUGUGCAGCAGCAAGAAUUCUCUUUGUACAACAGUCUUGGAGUUUGGUCGGGUCAGGUUCAAGGGUUUCAUACAUGCUAGGUAAGGUAUGUGUAUAAUGAUGGAGGUACGAAUAAAUGGAUGGGAAGCAAAGAAGGGCAUGGUUGAUGUUACACG